Sardina pilchardus (European sardine) is the source of this 2500-nucleotide messenger RNA. RefSeq lists its product as uncharacterized. The coding region runs from base 685 to 2319 and encodes 544 amino acids. Lineage: Eukaryota; Metazoa; Chordata; Actinopteri; Clupeiformes; Clupeidae. The record is from RefSeq and is a predicted model, not a curated record. The transcript is spliced from 7 exons.
GUCUAGGGUCCGGCCUCACCAGAGCACUGGCGGUGUUUGCUCGUGGGACUGUGUCGCUGAGGGCCGAAUGGAGAUCUUAAAAACCCCAACGACGAAGAAGCGGCCCCAGAAGAUGAGAGAGAGACACAACAAACAGCCGGACUUUGGACGCUCAUGGGGCAUUCAAGGGCAAAUAGGAUCUGGAUGGAACGCACGAAUCUCGCUUGGGUCUUGUUCUACUUCCUGUGAUGUCACAGAGGGAGACGGCUGCCCCUCUGAUGAGUUUGGCACGGCUAACGACUGUAAACGUCAUUCUGCUCAACAACAGCACCAUCAGCGGCAACAGCCACAGCACACCCGGAGUGCAGCCGGUGAGAGCCUGCCCCUUUCUCCAGCGCAGUGGAGGAUGCACCCAGCUCCUUCUGCCAACUAGCCAACCAGCCAGCCAGCCAGCCUUCUCCAGAGAUGCCGGGAUAGAGAGAAAACCUCUGUCAUAUUAUCCAAGCUAUCGAUCAGCGCCUGUCUGCAUAGCCCAGCCCUCCCUCUCUCCCUUCCUCCCUCCCUCUCUCUGUCUCUUCCUCCCUCCCUCGGCACUCGUCCUUUUCCCCUUCAUCCACUUCCGUCCAUUAUUAUUGGGCUUGGAGCAGCCACAGCAGAGCUGAUGCCUGACGCAGGGCCUGGCAGCGAGACGACGGCGACUACAGCAUGGGACCAUCACGACACAAGAUGACCGCUCGGGAUGACCUGGACGCGUCCGAGUGCCGGGCGGCCUCUCUGCCCAGCGGUGGACUUCCUGGGGGCGUGGUCAGGAUGGAGCAGCGGGCCAAUCCGCUGAGAGUGUGGUGUAAUAGACAUCAGUGGAGAUGGCUACAGCAGGAGCGGAGAGCUGAUGUCCAUCUUCAAGGUCUCAGGCAGGCCUGGGUCACCCCUGACCUCCACGAGAGGUCGAGCUGCACAUGGCUCCCAGCGUCCAUCCCCACUCCUCACUCGGGCCUGUGCGGUCAUGAUUUGGUCCGUGGAGAGGUCAGGAUGUCCCCGGACGCUACGGCGCUGCCUUUGGAGGGUAUGGUGGAGGCCACCUGGCUGAACUGCCACAGGCGCGAGGCCCAUACGAAUUUAAACUCGCCACCAAAUGACGUGGACUUAAACCAAAUCUGGCAACCUUCUUUGAGAUGCGAGUCACUCGGAGCGCGUGAGGAUGAUAAUAGAAACGAACUUGUGAGUUACUUCACCAGAGCAAAUAGCAUUCCUGUCCUAUUCUUCGAAGUUCAGCCUCCUGUCUACGUGACGUGUGCCGAGGCCUCUGUGUGCAGUGUUCCGGCUCAUUCUCCUCCAGGCCAUUGUGUGUACAGUGUGUGCCCCUCAGACCACUGUGGUACGCUGCCCGUUGCCAGACGCUCAAAGAACAGAGCUGAAUCUAGCUCUCCUUGGGAAGACACAUUUCAAGAUUACAACCACAAUGACUGCUUGUUAAGGACAACAGUCAACCAUCCUUGUCAUCCAUCGACAGCGACUUUAUCCUCAAAAUCCCUCCCUGAAUGUAUCACCACACCUAAUGAGCCCUUCCCCAGGGUGCUUCCAACACUUUUGCUUCCAGAAAGCUCUAUUCUUUGGCAUAAUACUAGUACAGAAUGGAUGACAAUCGACAGCGACUCUCCGUCGGAGGCUGGAGCCGAAUUAGACGCGGACACCUCUGGUGAGCGGCUCGGCCGGUGUUCAGACGGCAGCACGUCCUGCAGUGACAUCUCGGAGAUAGAAGAUUCAGACAGCGAUGACGCGGGCACGGACGGGUCUGAUGCCUCCUGUCAGCACGAAUCCUCUGAUGGGCAUGAAUCACCGAGCGAGCGGACAGGAUAUUGGUGCCCGCCGCCGCCGCCCGUCCUCAAGAGGUCUCGUGGAGACGCACACCUGCACACCGCACCGUCGGCCUCAUCAGAGGAGCUCAAUGCCACUCGUCUGAGGAAGAGAGUCUCCUUCUUCGAGGAGGUCACCGUGUUUAUUUUUGACAAGGAGGCACCUACCCAGGACUUGAAAACUCCAUGUAGCUCAGUGGACAUUCAGAGCCAGAAGUCACCGGGAAUUAUGCCUGUGUCCACCAGUGGACAUGCUGGUCACUUCUCAGCAGAGGAGAUCCACUGUGAUGAAGAUGAUUUUGAGUGGGAAGAUGACUUCUGCACAGCGGUGCCCUCGUUCCCUGUGCUGACGAAGGCCAGUCGGUCUCCUUGGUCUCACAUCUCGGACACAUCAGAGCAUCCACGCAGCUCUGCCCGCUCUCGCCACGACUGGCUGAACUGCUCCACCUACACCAUCACCCACAUCACAGACUCGGAUUUGGAGUGAAGAGGAAAUCUCAGCAGGAUUUCAUCAGUUUCUUCACAUUAUGGAGUAGAGAUGUUGUGAAUGCAAUUAGCAAUGUUUGUUUUCUACAGAUAUUAUGACGACUCCAUUUUUCUUUAUAGCAGUAAUAUAUUGACUCCCUAGUAGGAUGGGAUGAGGGCAUUAAAGUUAUUUUACAACAAUG